This is a messenger RNA of Strongylocentrotus purpuratus (purple sea urchin), 5538 nucleotides long. RefSeq lists its product as uncharacterized. Gene Ontology annotation, molecular function: metal ion binding. The transcript is spliced from 8 exons. Lineage: Eukaryota; Metazoa; Echinodermata; Echinoidea; Camarodonta; Strongylocentrotidae. The record is from RefSeq and is a predicted model, not a curated record. The coding region runs from base 617 to 4468 and encodes 1283 amino acids.
AAUAAUCUUUCCAAAAUGUUACGUCAUCUAAACUAUGACCUCGGAAAUCCUAUCUUUGGUCACCAAUGGCUGGCAAUGUGUGAUCACCGGUUCGUCACAUUAUCACCUAAUUUCGACUGAAUUUGAUCGUCGAUUUUGCUGUUAAAUGAUGGAAUUUGAAUGCCUGUCGAUCUGGUGUCCUCUCCUCUCUGAGACCUCUCCAGACAUUGUGCACGCCCUGACCAUGACCACCACUCCAACCAUCAUGGAGUAGGCCGAACUAAACAAGACGUGUGCAGGGGCAUUCUCACAUAUGCCGUCUAGCAUCAUGUGUCCACUGUACUGUCUGUAGAUCACCCCUAAUCUCUCAUAUUAUUCUGAAAGAGAGAAGGGAUUAAGAGCCAAAGUAGAGAGCAAAAGAACAUCCAAAGAAGUUCAUAUUUUUGUGGUUGCUUAUUUUUUUUGGAAGAGCAUAUUCAGGAAAAGAAAUAAUACUUUCUCAGUACCUGUUUUUAAAAAAAAAAGCAUUCACUAGAAACAAACAGGCUUUUCGAUAAUAUUUUUAGGUCAGGACAUCUGAGAAAACAAAGAUGGUAAAAUGAUUUUGUUUAUGGAUUAAGAAAUCCAAUAACUUUCAAUGAUUCUUCAAAGCCCUGCGGCCACUCCCGUCAAGAUGGCUUCAACGACGUCCGUCCAGAAUUGGCUGGGCCAGGAGCUAGAAACGAGGGGCGUUGACGCGGUGGUUUACACCCGCUACAUCCUGAGUAUCUUCCAGCAGGACAGCUUCGACCUGGAGCAGGACCCGGAGCUCGUGGUCGCCGCAGCCCAGUCUGUGGUCCCGCCGGCACCCCACAACCUGCACCCCAAGACAGGCCCGGAGGGUGGAGGAGGGGGCGGAAGCAGCAUUACCCAUGCUGGCAACCACCACCACCAGGCGCUACCGGGCAGGAAAGAGAAAGGGCGGGGUCGGUGUAAGGGGAAGAACCAUCACCUUCGAUGGCAGACUCCGGAAGAUCUGAAGAAGGAUGCCGUGGUGAAGUGCCUCCAAUCUGUUGCAGAGAAGGACUGUGGAAUUGAGGGCCUUGUCGAGGAGCUGUGUCUGAAGCUGAAGAAAGUCCAGGAGGAGAGGGAGGAAAACGCCACACCCCCACAUUCUCCGGACAACAACUCAGAGAAGUCCACAGAGAGGUAUUAUGAUGCCUUUCCAGCUUUGAGCGACAAGUCUGGAGCUGUUGCAGCAGACACCAAACCAAAAGGUGCAUGGAAAUCUAAAGCCAAACGCAACAACUCAACAGGCUCUAUCUCCAAUCCUUCCAGUGAUCGUGAACUGGAGUCGCUGCCGAAUAAGAGUGUAUCUGCCUCGGUCUCUCGCAACAGUCACUCUCCAGUGGAUUUCAAGAGCAAGCAGUACCAGCGAGCUCAAAGCCUUCCUAGCAGCCUCUCACGCAACCAGAACAGGAGUCCCACGUUCGUUGUUCCGAAGUACCAGGGACGCAAGGGACACCAUCGCAACUACGGCCACAGCCAAGACAAAGGCACAAAGCGCUACCAACGAGACUGGGAUUGGGGCAGUCGGGGUGAAAGAGUAGAUGGCAAGUACAAGAAUGUGGCCGGCAGGAAGAAAGGUGGCAUGUUUCCCGAGUGGUACAGUGAAAGCGGAGAAGGUCAAGCUGACUUGAAUCUGUUCCUGGAUGCAAGGGACUUUGGAGCAAGAGAAGAGGCUAGCCAGGACGUGUUCCUUGAGGCGAUCGGUGACAGUGCUGUCAAGGAAGAAGAGCGUCUGGAAGAGGCAGUCAACACGAUGGCUGAGACCCUGUGUCGCAGCAUCAUGGAGGAGUGUGACGAUGACAAGCCUUUUUCCAAAAGCUUAACUAUCCAUGGACUACUGACUGAUGAACAGGACAUAUAUAUGUUUGGAAGUGGGGACAGCUUGAAGGAUUGGUACGCAGGUUCCACAAGAACGGGUGACUUCGAACGUGAGGUCAGCAUGGCUCCCGUAGAUGUCGAUGGUCAACGCAAACUUUCAUCAUCCAUCUGGGAGAAGAAUCUUGUGCCAGGGAGUCCAUUGUGUGAAGACCAGCAGGAGCCCUGGGAAAACAAUGCAAGAUCUUGCCUGCCUACUGCUAGCAGCCCCCCAAGUACAUCAGUAUCAAGUGGUGCAGUUGAAGUCAACCAAGCUGGAAGUGAUCCAACCAGUCCAAGUAGCCUGCAGGGUGAUUCUGCACUUGAGGAACCUUCUGAUGCAACAUCGCUUACAGGAGAACUGAGAGUUGACAUCAACCACCAUCAUAUGGACAGUGCUCCCAUCUCGCCGCGCAAUGCUCCCAUCGGCACUGGACGCAAUAAUGACAGUCUCCUGCGUAUUUGUGACCACACCCAUGCACACUCCAAUCCGUAUGAUCCACAAGGACCAGGCACUCCCUCAGGAUGGGGAAUUUCCACCGACGGCUCCCAAGGACCUCUGCAGUCAACACCUAGCUUACCAGGCCUACCAAGUGACCAGUCCUUCAGUGCAGAUGAUGACAGCAUAGUACAAAGCAUUUGCUCAUCUCACAAAGAUGGUUCAAUUAUGAACCUCUCGGGUGAAGCUCACUCCCUGGAUAUGAAUAAUGCUCUCUGGGCGACGUACGAAUCUAAACAGCUGCAAGUUCUCCCUCCAAAAAUCGUGACGUGGGACGAAAGCAUAUUCUCAGGAUUUCAACCCAUGGCUAAAAUGUCUACGUUCAUUGAAGGUGGUGUCUAUGGCAGCCCAUACAGCAGUCAUAACAACAGUCAGUUCAACAGCUGCUCCACCAGUCCUUGUAAUGACAGCAGUAUAAGAGAACUCUGGGAGGGCUCUCACAACAGGGACACAACAUCAUCUGUGUGCUCCCUUGAAUGUCUGUUGAGUCCUCAGCCAUGCGGGGCAUCAUGCUGCUCUGUCCAGGAUGAGCAGAGUGUCAUUGAAGACAGUCUUGUGGACAGCCCAAAGUAUCUCUGCUCCCGAAGCUCAUCCCGAUUUGACUUUGCGAGAAGUGAUGCUGAGAACAGCGACAACUCUGCUGGAACUGAAACUGAUGAGAUGAUUUCGGAAGAUGAAUGGGUAGAGGAAGUUCCAAGAGAUGUGCCUGAUGUAAGCAAGAGGGGAGAUAAAGAUGAUACAGGGGAUCAAAGCGACAAUGACCGUACUCCAAAGGACAAGUCCCCUGGAGUGAUCCAUGAAGGAAGCGUGAACAGUCAGCAGGGUUCUUCUGCCAACAGCCAGCAAGGCUUCUGUGGAAGCUCUCUAGGAUCAGGCAAAGGCACUGUUGUCAGUCAGCACCUUCUGUCUGCAGAAUGGAAGAAGCAUCAGGGAAUCUCUUCUGUCAGUCCCGACAAAUUACCUUCUGUUUCAUCAAAGGGCAGUGCUGAGUUGACAAACUUAUCAGAACGACCUUUCAUUUCAGAAGAUUCUCACUUCAAGCCAAUUCAGCAUGAAUCCAAGACAGAACCGCCCGGAGUUUCUUCCGACGAGAAUGUGGAGUUUAAGCCUUUCGAACCUAGGAAAUACACCCGAAGCACGUCACAACCAGGUGGUCAGAACUAUGGCACUUCUUCCCAUCUUUCUGGAGGUAAUGUAAGUAACUUGUGGAAGCCAAUUCAAGGAUCUGCUCCUCAGGGUUACCUCUCCGGUGGGAACCAAGUUUCCCAACCCUCCAAGCCACCAGAGGACAGCACUGCCAGAAGCACCAGCCAGGCAUCGCAGAUACAUCCAGGUGGACUCUAUUCUGGUGGAUUUUCAGGAUCAGUCUCAAAGACUGGCCUUGCUUCAGGGUACCCUGCCCAACCUGGAGAUCCUGGAGGCCUUUGGAGGUGUACCUAUCCUGGAGGAGCUGGAGCUGAUAUCCGAGACCCAGGGGGUGGCCAUGGGGGAGGAGGAGGAGGAGGAGGAGGGUUCAUAGCAGACAACUGGGGAUUCUAUGGAGGCAGACCGCUUGGAAUGCAACUUGACCACGAUGCACCAUUGCUGUACCAAGAUGAAGACGAUACCUUUCUUCAUGAGGGACUCCUGGUAGACCAGCCGUUGGAAUCACAUCCUCCCCAAAGAUCUCAAGGCAGAUUCAAGAGAAGAAGUGGGGCCAACAGUGUCUGCAAGGAGUUCUUGGAAGGCUGCUGCACCAACAGCAUGUGCGGGUACUCCCACGACACCAGUCACGUGACCUGCGGCCAGUGGCUAGAAGGGAGAUGCGAGAGGGGCACCUUCUGCAAGUUCAUGCACGGAUACACCAGCAACAUGUCGUCUGAGAACAGUAGCAGAGCUUGCUCCAGGAGUGGGAGUACGGAUGAGACGGAAGAAACAUCAUGGGACCAGCAUCAGCGGGCGGCAUUCCCCGUCAUCCCGGACCUGAUGCGGUUGCCUGGAUACCAGGGCACCACCGGUGGACACGAUGCCGGUAGAUCACUCGGAGAGGGGGAUGGAGGAGAGCAUAUGCGUUCGUUACCUAUCAAUAUCUCCUCCAAAAACAGAUGACGAAGACUACGCUACCGUGACUGGUAGUACAGAAAUAAUAGCCUAUUUAUAUAUAUAUAUUGUAAUAUGUUUUAUUUAUAUGAUGUCAAUUACUUUAUCUGUAUAGGUAUCGAGAAAAAAAAAUCUUUAUGAUUAUAAACGUUCAAAAUAUACAUUUCAAGAAAACAAACAUAUGAAAUCUCUACGCUUGAGAGUUCACAGCGAUUAUAUGGAUGUACGUUUAUCUAGUUUUAUCUUGCAGCGGUCAGCGAAAGAUGUAACUUGGUUUUUCUUUCUUCUUAUGGGGACAACGAAUCUUCAGGUGAACAGCAACAUACAAAAUCACAUCAAAGAUUAAUAUAGAAUUAUGUAACUUCAAAAUGAGACAGCCUUGACAAUUUGUUUUGAAAAUCUCAUAUUUAGAGAAGAAUCCAGAGACUAUUUUGUUACCUAUUAAAUAUUGUUAAUGAAGGAAAGGGAAACUUGUGGAAAGAUACAAUCUUUCCGUUGUUUCUCUCAUCAGCACAUUCUUCAAAAAAUAGUGCUGAAGAAGGAACAAAAGGGAGAGAAAAACAAUGAUAAACCCAUUUUUUCUUCUCAUACCUAUGGGGGAUAGUCGUGACACAAAGAUAUUUUUCUAAGAAAUGUUGAAAGCUGUUAAAAAAAUAUUACUGUAUCAGAUACAGUGUGUAUUUUAUCUGUACAGUAAAAGUAAUGUGAAUAAGAAAGAAAUGAUUAUGGUGUGCGUAUAGCUUUGCACUUGGUCAUUUAUUGCACUUUUAUAGCAACUAUGAAAAUGAAAAACUUUAAUGCAUAUAUAUAUAUAUAUAUAUAUAUAUAUAUAUAUAUGUCAAGGGACAACGAUGGUCAUGGUCUUUUUAAAAAUCAAUAUGGGAUGAGGAAGACUUCAUACAAUAAGAGAAAUGUUAGGUGUUAAAAGGUCAUUAUGGUACUUGUUUUCCUUCAAACCUUAGGAUUUUGUAAUUUUAGAAUACAAAAUUGUGUCAAAAGUUUGAGAUUACGGAGAUGAUCUGUAUUAAACACUGCAAUUUUGGAAGAUGGACAGAAGUAUAGGUAGUAUUUUGUUUUUU